AUGGCUUUGCUAGUUGACAAACUGCGACCACGCUCGCUCGAAGCUCUCUCAUAUCAUCAUGAACUGUCCGCACGCUUGAAGUCACUGGCACAAAGUGGAGAUUUCCCCCAUCUACUCAUGUACGGACCAUCAGGCGCAGGCAAGAAGACGCGGACAAUCGCGACAUUAAAAGAGCUGUACGGUGCGGGUGUGGAAAAGAUCAAGAUCGAUGCCAGAGUCUACCAGACGACGAGUAACCGGAAGCUCGAAUUCAACAUUGUAUCGUCUGUAUACCAUCUGGAGAUUACACCUUCGGAUGUAGGAAACUAUGACCGUGUCGUCGUGCAGGAACUGCUCAAAGAGAUUGCGCAAACACAGCAGGUCGAUCUCUCCGCAAAGCAAAGGUUCAAGGUUGUUGUUAUCAAUGAAGCAGAUCAUCUGAGUCGUGACGCCCAGGCAGCUCUGAGACGGACUAUGGAGAAAUACAGUCCCAACCUGAGAUUAAUUCUAUUGGCCAAUAGCACCUCAAAUAUCAUUGCUCCGAUUCGUUCCAGAACCCUGCUGGUCAGGGUUGCGGCACCAACGGAAGACCAGAUCUGCUCUGUGCUCAGCGCUGCUGGCAAGAGGGAAGGCUGGCCGGAGGCGCCCGGGCUUAAUAAGAAGAUAGCAAAGGAGAGCGGACGCAAUCUCCGACGCGCGUUACUCAUGUUUGAAGCUAUCUAUGCUCAAAGUGAGAAGGUGACAGAGAACACUCCGAUCCCACCUCCGGACUGGGAGGUGCUCAUUUCUAUUACGGCUGAUGAGAUUCUGGCCGAGCGGUCGCCAGCUCGACUAUUGCAAGUCCGGGCGCGCUUGUACGAUCUCUUAACUCACUGCAUCCCGCCGACUACUAUUCUCAAGACUCUCACCUUCAAGCUCAUCGCCAAGGUAGACGAUGCUCUGAAGCCCGACGUUAUUAAAUGGUCUGCAUUCUACGAGCACAGAGUCACACAAGGAAGCAAAGUUAUCUUCCACCUGGAGGCCUUCGUCGCCAAAUUCAUGCGCAUCUAUGAAAGCUACCUAAUGGGCAUGGACUUCUAA
This is a messenger RNA of Aspergillus oryzae RIB40, 1059 nucleotides long. RefSeq names its product replication factor C subunit 5. Gene Ontology annotation, biological process: DNA repair; DNA-templated DNA replication. The record is from RefSeq and is a predicted model, not a curated record. The transcript is spliced from 6 exons. Gene Ontology annotation, molecular function: DNA clamp loader activity; DNA binding; ATP hydrolysis activity. Bases 1 to 1059 code for a protein of 352 amino acids. NCBI's taxonomy places the organism in Eukaryota, Fungi, Ascomycota, Eurotiomycetes, Eurotiales, Aspergillaceae. Gene Ontology annotation, cellular component: Elg1 RFC-like complex; Ctf18 RFC-like complex; nucleus.